UUAUGCAGACGUCACCGGGGAGCCCCCGCCCUCUCCUGCAUCUCAUUAAGUGCCUGGUGUGUUUCUCGCUCCCUGUCAAUAAUCCCGGAUCCCAGACUUCUCCGUUCCUCCGGAUUUCGAUCCCCCUUUUUCUAUCUGUCAAUCAGCGCCGCCUUUGAACUGAAAAGCUCUCAGUCCAACUUCAACUCACUCAAACCCGAGCGGCACAGGCUCCCCAUAUCCGCGGCGACUGCCCCCCCGUCACAGCUGACUUCUGGGCUUGGUUUGUUGCAUUAUUUUUUUUUUAACCCCCCUCCCCCCCCGCUGCUCCCCCCUCCCCACGGUUUAUAUAUUUUUUAUUAUUAUUAAUUUUUCCGCGAGUGCGUGCGCGGGUGUGCGUGUGCGCGCAGUGCACGCCGAGCAGCUCCCGGGAAGAAAGAAAGAGAAAAUCCCGAAGAAGGAAAGGAAGAAGCCUAAAGUCACUGGUGCAAAGGAGCAAAGAAGAGACAUUUCCCUCCCCUCCUCCUCCCUCUUUUCCCCUCCCCAGGAGGAAAGAGAAGGGGAAAAAAAAAGAAACUUUCACCUUGGACUCCUCUUUUUUUGGUGCAAACUUUCCCCCCCCCCCUUCUUUUUCCUUCCCCCCCCCCAUUCCCCUCCUUUUUUUUUUUUUUUCUUUUGUUUUUCCCCUUCCCCUUUUUGCAAAAUUGCUGCUGGUGGGGUGAAGCAGGAGGAAAAUGCCGCAGCUGAACGGCGGUGGAGGGGACGACCUGGGCGCCAACGAUGAACUGAUCUCUUUCAAAGACGAAGGGGAGCAGGAGGAGAAGAUCUCCGAGAACUCCUCGGCGGAGAGGGAUUUAGCUGAUGUCAAGUCAUCUCUCGUCAAUGAAUCAGAAACGAAUCAAAACAGCUCCUCAGACUCGGAGGCGGAGCGGCGGCCCCCGCCUCGGUCCGAAACUUUCAGAGAUAAAUCCCGGGAAAGUUUAGAGGAAGCUGCGAAGAGGCAAGAUGGAGGGUUGUUUAAGGGCCCACCAUACCCGGGUUAUCCCUUUAUAAUGAUCCCCGACCUCAGCAGCCCGUAUCUGCCCAAUGGAUCGCUCUCUCCGACGGCGAGAACGUAUCUGCAGAUGAAAUGGCCACUGCUUGAUGUUCAGGCAGGGAGCCUUCAGAGUAGACAAGCCCUCAAGGAUGCUAGGUCUCCAUCUCCAGCACACAUUGUUUCUAACAAAGUGCCAGUUGUGCAGCACCCACACCAUGUACACCCUCUUACGCCGCUUAUCACAUACAGCAAUGAGCACUUCACACCAGGAAACCCUCCUCCACACUUACCAGCUGACGUAGACCCCAAAACAGGAAUUCCAAGGCCUCCACAUCCUCCAGAUAUAUCUCCUUAUUAUCCAUUAUCACCAGGCACUGUAGGACAAAUCCCCCAUCCGCUAGGAUGGCAAGGUCAGCCAGUGUACCCAAUCACGACAGGGGGUUUCCGCCACCCUUACCCAACAGCUCUGACCGUCAAUGCUUCCAUGUCAAGCUACUUUUGUCAGAGAGUGGGAAGGCACUUGGACAACCCACUUGGCGAUUUGUGUCCGUUUCCUCCACACAUGGUCCCGCCACACCAUAGUUUACACACAACUGGAAUUCCUCAUCCGGCCAUAGUCACACCAACAGUCAAACAGGAAUCUUCCCAGAGCGACGUUGGCUCACUCCACAGCUCAAAACAUCAGGACUCCAAAAAAGAAGAAGAGAAAAAGAAGCCACACAUAAAGAAACCUCUUAAUGCAUUUAUGUUGUAUAUGAAGGAAAUGAGAGCAAAAGUUGUAGCAGAAUGCACAUUGAAAGAGAGUGCAGCCAUCAACCAAAUCCUCGGUCGAAGGUGGCACGCGUUAUCCAGAGAAGAGCAAGCGAAAUACUAUGAACUAGCAAGAAAGGAGCGACAGCUUCACAUGCAGCUGUACCCGGGCUGGUCUGCACGGGAUAACUAUGGAAAGAAGAAGAAGAGGAAAAGGGAUAAGCAGCCAGGAGAGACCAAUGAACACAGCGAAUGUUUCCUAAAUCCUUGCCUUUCACUUCCUCCGAUUACAGACCUGAGCGCUCCUAAGAAAUGCCGAGCGCGCUUUGGCCUUGAUCAACAGAAUAACUGGUGCGGCCCCUGCAGGAGAAAAAAAAAGUGCGUUCGCUACAUACAAGGUGAAGGCAGCUGCGUCAGCCCACCCUCUUCAGAUGGAAGCUUACUAGACUCUCCUCCGUCCUCCCCCGCCAUGCUCGCCUCCCCCUCCAGAGACUCGAAACCACAGACUGAACAAACGCAACCCCUCUCGCUCUCAUUGAAGCCCGACCCGCUGGCGCACCUGGUGAUGAUGCCGCCGCCAUCCUCGCUCGUGCUCGCUGAGAGCGCCGCGAGCAAGCCCGGCGCCCUGCCCGCCGCCAGCUGCCCCAACGGGGCCCUGGACCACCCGCCGGCCGCCCUCCCGCCGGCCGCCGCCGCAUCCCUCGCACAGCCCUCGACGUCCUCCUUGCAUUCCCACAGCUCGCUGGCGGGGACACAGCCCCAGCCGCUCUCCCUUGUAACGAAGUCCUUAGAAUAGCUUUAGCCUCGUUAGCCCUUUCGGUUUCCUUUCGGGGGGAUUGAAUUCUGUUGGUAUUUGGGGUUUUGGGUUUUUUUUUUCCUUUUCCUUAUUUUUUUUUUCUUCUCGUUGUUGUCGUCCACUGUUUGUCGUCGUUUCUCGGUUUCAUUUUUAAUUUGUGCCAUGUGGCUACAUUAGUUGAUGUUUUAUCGAGUUCAUUGGUCAAUAUUUGACCCAUUCUUAUUUCAAUUUCUCCUUUUUAAAUAUGUAGAUGAGAAAAGCCUCAUGAUUCUGCCAAAAUUUUUAUCAACAGCUGUUUAAAGUCUUUGUAGCGUUUAAAAAAUAUAUAUAUAUACAUAAUUGUUAUGUAGUUCCAAUAGCUUAGUUUUAAAGACUGAUUUUAAAAAUUAAAAAAAAAAAAGAAGCAAUUUUGAAGCAGCCCUUGCCAGAGGCAUUGGUUCUUUAUUAUUUGUAUUAAAUACGAGCUUGCGAACCAAUCAUUUUACAUCUGGUUUUUAAACCUUUAAGGGCACAACGAAUGCGGUGCCGCUACUACUUCUUUUUUUUUUCUUCCUUGUGUGAAACAACCUUUAUUGUGAUGUUACUUGUUAUUGUUUAAAUGUACAGAAACAAAGGGUUAAAAAAAUGUGUUAAUAUACCUUGUUCCAUGGUGUUGUUCUUUUUGGGGGAGGGGACGCUACUCAACAAUUAAAAGUAUCACAACGCUAUUGGACCAGUAGUAUUUAUUGCUUUAGAAAUUGCUUGUUGUAUCUGUAUGUUGUCCCUUUUUAAAUGUUUUUUCUUCUUUUAUUUUUUCCUUGAAACAUUGUAUAAAGGGUUUUUUUUUUCCUUUAGUGUAAGCAUCUUAUAUAUAACAACUCAUUUGUACAAGGUUUUUAAGUUUAUAUAUAAAUGUGUAUAUAUAUAUUUUUUCCGGGAUUUUGUUUUUGAUUUGUUUUCAUGAUUUUUUUUUUUUUUUUUUUUUUUUUUUUUUUGCUAUAUGAAAUACGGUUGCCACCAAAUGGACAUUCGCAGAUGCAUUUUUUCAAGGAUCAAUAGUGUAAAGAAUAAAAUUGCUUUAAAAGCCAUUACACUCGAAAAGACUUGAAAAUUUAGCAAGGGAAUUUUUAGCAAUGCUGUUUGAAAAAUAGCAAGGUCCAAGUGUCUCCCGUUCAGAACUGCAGCUGAAUCCCCUGCGACAUUAGGACUGUAGGCUGUGUGCAAAAUUUUUAUGUGCCAAAAUUCUCAGUGACUUUUAACUUUCUCCCGACAACUUUAUUAUUUUUUUUAAUGCUGUAAUUUUUUUGUUCAUCCUGUUUUGCUGUGAUGUUACAUAGGUAGAUAUGUAUGUAGUUUUAAUGUCACCUAUAACAGACGUGUUUGGUAGCAGAUUGUCCGGAAAGCAUUUAAAAUGAAGAGGUAUAAACCCUUAAGGGCCAAAUUCUGUAUAUUAGAUUAUUCAUAAAAGGAAAAUCAGACUGCCACUUUUAUGUACACUUACUACAUACAGGUAGGUAGCAAACUUAAAACAAAAAAAAAAAACCUAGGCAUGUUGAUGUUGCAAAAAACGCUGUAUAAAGCUGAAAAAUUGUUCAUCUGUUCAUUCAGUGCCAUUGUAGUUGACAUGAAGCGAUUGUAAAACUGUCUCAGAUUUUUCUCUGGUUUAUUAAGAUGCUAACUAUAACAUUUUUUGUGAAUACUUUGAAUGUUUCCUAACAGUUGUGAUGUUACUGUUCCGUUUUAUGCUCUUAUUCCGAUUUUCAUUUUUAAUGGUUUGGAAGCCAUUUUUUGUAAUGAAUAAAUGUUCAUGCUGUACAGUAUCUGUAGCAUGCAGUUCUGGAUUAAUAAAAGCAACUUAGUAUGUGCAGAGAA
Molecule: messenger RNA, 4412 nt
Organism: Motacilla alba alba
Lineage: Eukaryota; Metazoa; Chordata; Aves; Passeriformes; Motacillidae
Gene: TCF7L2
Product: transcription factor 7 like 2
Exons: 15
Coding region: 714-2561 (615 amino acids)
Biological process (GO): canonical Wnt signaling pathway; regulation of transcription by RNA polymerase II
Cellular component (GO): beta-catenin-TCF complex; catenin-TCF7L2 complex
Molecular function (GO): DNA-binding transcription factor activity, RNA polymerase II-specific; RNA polymerase II cis-regulatory region sequence-specific DNA binding
Source: RefSeq, a predicted model, not a curated record